Messenger RNA from Colletotrichum graminicola M1.001, 1269 nucleotides. RefSeq names its product domain found in IF2B/IF5. The coding region runs from base 1 to 1269 and encodes 422 amino acids. The transcript is spliced from 2 exons. Gene Ontology annotation, molecular function: translation initiation factor activity; GDP-dissociation inhibitor activity; eukaryotic initiation factor eIF2 binding. Gene Ontology annotation, cellular component: cytosol. Gene Ontology annotation, biological process: formation of translation preinitiation complex; translational initiation; formation of cytoplasmic translation initiation complex. NCBI's taxonomy places the organism in Eukaryota, Fungi, Ascomycota, Sordariomycetes, Glomerellales, Glomerellaceae. The record is from RefSeq and is a predicted model, not a curated record.
AUGGCUUCCCUCAUCAACGUUCGCCGCGACGUCAAAGACGCUUUCUAUCGCUACAAGAUGGAGAAGAUCGUCACCAAGAUCGAGGGCAAGGGCAACGGCAUCAAGACCGUUGUCGUCAACCUGAGCAGCGUCGCUCAGUCCCUCGCCCGUCCCGGUGCCUAUGUCAUCAAGUACUUCGGCUUCGAGCUCGGUGCCCAGACCAACGUCGACCCCGCCGACGACCGCUGGAUCAUCAACGGCUCCCACAAUGCCGCCAAGCUGCAGGACCACCUCGACGGCUUCAUCAACAAGUUCGUCCUCUGCAAGAAGUGCAAGAACCCCGAGACAGACGUCAACAUCAAGGACGGACGCAUCCUCCUCGACUGCAAGGCCUGCGGCCAGCGCUCCGAGGUCGACCUCCGCCUGAAACUCAGCGGUUAUAUUCUAAAGAACCAGCCGAAGAAGGGCAAGAAGGACAAGGCUGAGCGCAAGGCCGCCCGCCGCGCCAAGGCCAACGGUGCCAACAAGGAGAACGGGCAGGGAAGCGGAAGCGGUGGCGAAGGAUCCGAGAACGGUUCCAACGACGCCGAUGACCAGGACGUUGGUAGUGACGACGAGUUUGAGAAAAUGAAGAAGGAGGCUCCCGAGGUGGACAACUUCGAGACUCAGGAGCACGAGUGGGCUGUCGACAUGAGCGAGGGUGCCGUCAAGGCCCGUCAGGCUCAGCUUCCCGUCGAAUUCAAGCAGAAGCUCAACAUUGGCGACGAUGACGACGAGGACGGUGAGGCCACCGGCAACACCGUUUACGACGAAUUCGGCACCUGGAUCCAGGAUGAGGCGUCCUCCAAGGGCGGCAUCGAUAAUGUCGAUUCCAUUGACAUCUUUGUCAAGGCCAAGGAGCUCGGCAUCGAGGCCAAGCACCGCGCCGUCCUUGUCCUGGUCCAGACCAUCUUCGACGAGAACAUUGUCGCCCAGAUUCCCAAGCGCGCCGGCAUGAUGAAGCAGUUCAUCACCUCCGACCGCCACGAGAAGGCUCUCCUCGGCGGUACCGAGCGUCUCAUCGGCCAGCUCAGCAAGGACCACCCCGAGAUCUACAGCCAAAUCGUCAAGAUCCUCCAGCUGUAUUACAACCACGACCUGCUGAGCGAGGAGGUUGCCGUCAAGUGGGGCAGCAAGGCCAGCAAGAAGUAUACCGACCUGUCCAUCUCCAAGAAGGUCCGCAAGGCCGCCGAGCCCUUUAUCAAGUGGCUCGAGGAGGCAUCGGAGGAGGAGUCGAGCGACGAGGAGUAG